UGUUCGUUCAUUCAUCGUCAAGGAUGGCUCGUACUAAGCAGACGGCCCGAAAAUCUACCGGUGGUAAGGCACCGCGCAAGCAGCUCGCCACCAAGGCGGCUCGCAAGAGCGCUCCUGCCACGGGAGGAGUGAAGAAACCUCAUCGUUACAGACCCGGUACGGUCGCCCUUCGUGAGAUCCGUCGUUACCAGAAGAGCACUGAGCUUCUGAUCCGCAAACUGCCAUUCCAGCGUCUCGUUCGUGAGAUCGCUCAAGACUUCAAGACCGAUCUCCGUUUCCAGAGUUCCGCCGUAAUGGCCCUGCAGGAAGCAAGCGAAGCUUAUCUCGUCGGUCUCUUCGAAGACACGAACCUGUGCGCUAUCCACGCUAAGCGUGUGACGAUCAUGCCUAAGGAUAUUCAAUUGGCGCGCAGGAUCCGAGGAGAACCGUGCGUGUUCGUUCAUUCAUCGUCAAGGAUGGCUCGUACUAAGCAGACGGCCCGAAAAUCUACCGGUGGUAAGGCACCGCGCAAGCAGCUCGCCACCAAGGCGGCUCGCAAGAGCGCUCCUGCCACGGGAGGAGUGAAGAAACCUCAUCGUUACAGACCCGGUACGGUCGCCCUUCGUGAGAUCCGUCGUUACCAGAAGAGCACUGAGCUUCUGAUCCGCAAACUGCCAUUCCAGCGUCUCGUUCGUGAGAUCGCUCAAGACUUCAAGACCGAUCUCCGUUUCCAGAGUUCCGCCGUAAUGGCCCUGCAGGAAGCAAGCGAAGCUUAUCUCGUCGGUCUCUUCGAAGACACGAACCUGUGCGCUAUCCACGCUAAGCGUGUGACGAUCAUGCCUAAGGAUAUUCAAUUGGCGCGCAGGAUCCGAGGAGAACGUGCCUAAUUGCGUCUGCGUCGUCGUCGUCGCA
This is a messenger RNA of Vanessa tameamea, 891 nucleotides long. RefSeq lists its product as uncharacterized. The transcript is spliced from 2 exons. Gene Ontology annotation, cellular component: nucleosome. The coding region runs from base 24 to 866 and encodes 280 amino acids. Gene Ontology annotation, molecular function: structural constituent of chromatin; DNA binding; protein heterodimerization activity. The record is from RefSeq and is a predicted model, not a curated record. NCBI's taxonomy places the organism in Eukaryota, Metazoa, Arthropoda, Insecta, Lepidoptera, Nymphalidae.